This is a messenger RNA of Hippocampus zosterae (dwarf seahorse), 1513 nucleotides long. It is a transcript of the gene tcn2, whose product is annotated as transcobalamin II. Gene Ontology annotation, molecular function: cobalamin binding. The record is from RefSeq and is a predicted model, not a curated record. Gene Ontology annotation, biological process: cobalamin transport. NCBI's taxonomy places the organism in Eukaryota, Metazoa, Chordata, Actinopteri, Syngnathiformes, Syngnathidae. Bases 89 to 1399 code for a protein of 436 amino acids. The transcript has 10 exons.
GUCACGUGAUACCGCGGAGCUCUUCAUCAGCCCAGCUCCCGAACUUGUCGCUCUACUCUGGACUGACGCUUUUCGGAGGUAAUCCAGGAUGUAUCAUUUAGUUGUUGUUUUCGGGCUGCUGGCGUUGGCCUCCAGUUUACCUUGUGACACUUCUGGAUCCAACCAUGAGCUGCUGCUUUCACUCAAUAAAGAUCUCCUACGCUCACUGGAGGGACGGGAAGGACUUCCUAAUCCCAGUGUCCACUUGGCAUUACGGCUAUCAGAACUCCACAACCUUUUAAAAGAGGGGGAGCAUUUAAAUAGACUGACAAGUCAUUUUCACAAUGACAUUCAAAGCUUCCUCACUGGCAAUCAACCUGUUGUUGGCCGCUUGGCAUUGUAUACUCUGGCCUUGAAGUCAUCUUGCUUUGACCUCAACACAAUCACCUUCACGGUAGGCGACAAGAGUGAGACUCUGCUGACACACCUCAAAAAGCAGAUGGAACAAGAGAAAGAAUACAUUACAUUCAGCCAACGCCCUUUGACCAACUAUUACCAGUAUUCAUUGGGUGUGCUUGCUCUCUGUGUGAGCGGUGUCAGGGUCAACAACCACGCUGUCAACAAACUCAUCAAGGCAGUUGAACAUGAGCACUUCACGCAUGGAGAUAGUGUGAGCAUUGAUACAUAUGCCAUGGCUGCAAUGGCCCUUCAGUGUGUGAACAAUUCAGAGAAUUCUUUUUGUAGUGCAAAGGAAUCCAGUUGCACUAUACACAAUGCUGCCGAGCUUGACACGGCCCUGGCCAACAUUAAACAGAAGUUGUUGGUCUCGCAAAGGGCUGAUGGUCAUAUUGGCAAUGAGUUCAGCACUGGCCUCGCCGUACAAGCUCUAAUAGCAAUGGGCAGCCCGGUGUCGGAGUGUGCCGCUUCAAUGGAAGCCAUGAGGAGAGAUGCCAGAGACAACAAAUACCACAACCCCAUGGCCAUAUCUCAGGCACUGCCAGCGCUGCAGCAGAAAUCCUACUUGAGUGUUCAAAGCAAGAACUGCAUCAAUGAAGACAACACGUUGGCGCUUGAGCCCACCGACCCUGUUACAGUGUUGCCCAGUAAAACCAAUGUGGCGGUGAUUGUGGAAGUGGUGACAUCAUCUGGGACAUCAAGUCCGUAUUCACUAGAUGUGCCCAAGGGAAGCUCUCUUUUGGAGACCCUUAACCUCCUCAAUGGAAAAAAUCUUGGCUUCACGUUUGAGACUGAGUCAAGCCAGUGGGGACCGUUCUUAAGUGUGGUGAAUGGAGAGCGGGCCAGACAGGGCGACCGCAGAUACUGGCACCUCGCCUCUGAUGGCACCGCUCUCACUGAAGGUAUCGGCGAUUUCAAAUUGAAAGUGGGCCAAAAGAUCACCCUCACAAACACAAGCUAUUAAUGGUGCCAUUGAUCAUGAGUGAUCAGUUUGGAACCAAAACAACUUUGAUUUUCUUCCAGUACAAUCAUAUGUAAAUUGCAUAAGUGAUUAAAUGCUUCUAAUGGCCCCUCAGUA